GUAAAAAGAUUAUUUAGACAUUAACUUUGUUGAUCAACCAGAUCAUUCUUGAUUAGGUUCUUUGCUUGUUUACUACAAAAAUCAUUGAAAAUUUUUCUUAAUCUGUUUGAUUGAAACUUGAAAGAUCAACUUGAACAAAAAUAAAAAUGGCCCAUUAUGGUAUUCAAGCAGCUGUUACAGCAAAAACUGCAUCAAAACGAUCACCAAAUGUUGAACAAGCAUUACUUAGCUGGAUAUUUGAAAAUAUUGGUGAAAAAGUACCUGAAGGUAUUGCAUAUGAAGAAAUAUUAAAAGAUGGUGUUGUUUUGUGUAAAUUGAUGAACAAAAUCAAACCAGGAGCAAUCGAUAAGUUUGCUUCCGGUGGUAGUGCCUAUAUUCUUAUGGAGAAUAUUAAUAAAUUUUUAAAAGCAGCACAAGAUUAUGGUGUUCCACAUGAUCAAUUGUUUCGAACAGUUGAUUUGUUUGAAAGAAAAAAUAUACCCGAAGUAACAGCCGGUAUUAUUAGUUUGGCUCGUGUUGCAUGCAACAAUCCGGAUUAUAAAGGAACACAAUUAGAAAAAUGGGUAUUUGCAAACAACUAAAUGAAGAACAAAAAAAAAGAACAAAAAAAAACUAAU
This is a messenger RNA of Dermatophagoides pteronyssinus (European house dust mite), 617 nucleotides long. RefSeq names its product muscle-specific protein 20-like. Gene Ontology annotation, cellular component: actin cytoskeleton. The record is from RefSeq and is a predicted model, not a curated record. Gene Ontology annotation, biological process: actin filament organization. Gene Ontology annotation, molecular function: actin filament binding. NCBI's taxonomy places the organism in Eukaryota, Metazoa, Arthropoda, Arachnida, Sarcoptiformes, Pyroglyphidae.